AUGCUUAACAAUUUUGCUGUAUACUCUCACACCUCAGUUAAACCCUCACGACCCGAGAUUCUCGCUCCGCCCGGAGAGCCCCAGCCGACAGCCAACGGCAGGCUUGUUAUCGCCUCGGCCAACAUGUCGACUUCCCCGGCCGAUCGAAUCGAGGAGACCAGCCAUAUACAGCUCACAUGUCAAACUCGCGGAGGUCGACCGACGCCUAGCAUCGAAUGGUUCAGAAAUGGACGACAAGAGGCUAGGAGCAGCAACAUCAGUUUGGGUAGGAAUAUGGGUAGCCAUGCUGGCAAAGCAGGUAGCCAUGCUGUCCUUCGGAAUGUCAUGACGGAGGCGACACUUCGCCUGCGUAGAGACAACCUGAAUACGGGCGACCGGCUCGUCUGUGUGGUGCGCAAUGAGGCAUUGCUGCGCGCCGAGCAAUUGGAGGACCGGGAGCUGCGCGCUGAAGUUAUCAUCGAAGUUAACUGUAAUCCAGAUUGA
Molecule: messenger RNA, 483 nt
Organism: Protopolystoma xenopodis
Lineage: Eukaryota; Metazoa; Platyhelminthes; Monogenea; Polystomatidea; Polystomatidae
Source: the annotation of a GenBank genome assembly